UAGAGUCUCUCGUCGUGAGCUAGAGUGUGACGUUUGCUAGUCCAUACGAAAACCCACACACAAUAUGGAGACGGCAAAUGUCGAGGAACUCGAAGAUGAGUUGGUUGAAUUGCUUGAAAGUAUACGAGGAGCACCGCCUUAUUACAUCGACAAUCUUGCAGAUAAGGCGUUAGCAGUGCUGCUAAAGAUCGAAACGGAAUAUCCAACCGUACCGCCUGAAGAAAAAGCUGGUCUGCAAGCGAAAAUCCGUCGCUAUCGGCACGAGAUCGAACGAGCGCGUUCCUCAGUCGUAACGGGGGGCUUAAGUCGGGCACUUCAAGUUGCGCAGGAAACCGAGGAAAUCGCUAGCGAGGUCGGUCCAGAAUUACGGAGUCGGAGGGAACAGCUCCUUCGAGAUAGAGACUGCCUCGAAGAGGCGAAUAACGAGCUUUCUAGAGUGGGAAGACUAAUCACCAUCAUUCAAAUAAGGAUUAUUUCGAACAAGAUACUGCUCAUCUUUCUCAUAAUCAUUGAGUGUGCUGUACUAGUUGCGCUGUGCUAUAUCAAGUUCAUUCGGCAUUAACAAAGUUAUCCGCUGUAAUUGUGGCCUCGAUGAAAAACGUAUAGGCUGUAAUAUUUCUUUGAUCCUAAAGGGAUCAAAGAAAAUGUCUUUGUUGGUACAGGAAAUGCCGUACGUAGUAGCAAAGGAUCCAAGCUACGUUCUUUAAGAUUACAUGAAUAGGACAACAUCUAAAUAUAAGUGUACAAACGUAAAGCAGUUCAAUAUGUCUGGUGUCGGUGAAAUAGGUCACACUGUUAUGUCACAGAGGUGAGGUUAAAGUAUUACGAAUGUUACUGUUAAACAAAAGCGCAAAUUAAUAAGUUGUAAAGCGGAAACAACCCACAAACCCCUCUCCAUCGAUUGAACCUGACAAUCAUCAUCCCAACGCAAUCUCCGAUACGGGGAAGGGGGAAUUUCUAAGGCCGCCGUAGCUGUUUCCGACCAAAUGGCUUACUUAAAACUUUAAGCAUUUGUAAGAAGGUUUAUACUGCUGGGAACAAGGGAGAAGGUGUUCGUGUUGUAAGCUCCGGUGGACAGGGACGCAUAGUGCUCUACUCACGCAAAUAUGUUACUUUUGAACAUUGUUAGUAAUCCAUUAAAGAUAACCGUCACAGCGGUCAGGAUGGAAUGGCCUUCAACGGUACGACGAAAAAAAUGUUUCCGAAUUGUUUCGAGUGAAAGCUGGUGGACUGACCAGUCACGUGAAUGAAAAUCAACAAACGCUGAAUAGGACUAAGAAAACAGCCCGGCCCUUCCGAGAUAUUUGCUUAAGGAACAUUCGUAAGGCGGAUGACGACCGGCCGGCCAGGCUUGCACAGCAAGCUCGAAUUAAAAAAAAAAGUGAUUUUUUUCAAUUAGGAAUAUUUCAAUAACAACAACUAAGCCGUAGAAACAGGGUCUGUUCCGGGUUCGAUGUAAUUCACCAUGGUCACCUUGCAUCGUGCGCACAAUACGGAUGUGUCGUGGGAGUAUGCCCAGCGAAAACGCUUAGAUAUAGUAUCGUUGAUCUAUGUGUGUUAGAUUCGUCUUCACUACCUGAAAAUGGCGUAGAGGGUCGAUGCAUGCGAACCGAUUUGUGCUGUUCUUCCUAAUUGAUACCUGUAGAGCUUUAACACAUGGAAUUCAUAUAGUAUUUCCUCAUCAGAAAAUCUUCUUUUUUGGGUCGGGCGUACCAUGGUUUACUGAAGACAAUACGUCACUCAACUGUUUGACAGCAGUCGUCGUCAUCAUUAUUAUGUGGAGGAAAUAGCGAAGUUGGCACCUAUAAGGGUCGUAUCAAAACUCAUCACCAAAUAAUGCCUUAUGCAAUUAUGAACGAAAGAUCUAUGAACUGUCAUUUCUCAGGUGAAUUUAUCUUCAUAACUAACAAUGUAUAUAAAAAGAGAAAUAUGAAAUUUUACAUGGACAAAACGACUGGUGAUUUUUCAUGAUAUCUGCCAUCGUCCAUAUAUAUAUAUAUGUGUGUUUGGACAUCUUUCACGAUGGCGCAUAGUAGCGGAAUGUAUUCUCUUUAUUUUUUUUGUCCUAACAUACCUACCCGGUAACAGCUAGAUAGAUGCUUCAGGUCUGAUACCACUGGGAUGGCUGGCUCCCAACACAAAACGAAAUGUGUCUACGUCACGUUUCGACGACGUGUUUUGAAGUUUAUUAGGCAAACGCUUCAUCAUUUCACUGUUGCUCGAAGAUUCAGUUACAGCUGACUGAAAAAUCAUAAUUUAGCAUUUGCCAGACUGCAGUGCCUAUAAGAAGCAAUCUACCUUUAAAAACGCUUACUUUUGACCACUGCACGUUAUCUUUGCACGAAUAAUUCCGCACACAUGCAAGUAGUGUCUGACUGGGGCUGCAUUGAUUAGAUAGGGGGCUCUACGCUGGAAGCGGUUAAUGCGAAAUUCCCUGAAGUAGCUAGUUCAUCCAAUUAAAAGAAGUUUGCAUUCUUUCCUGCGGGUUUGUGAAACGCUAAUUGAGCCGGAUGUGCUAUGAACUGCCAACGAUUCAAGAUACAAGCAAAAGUAUAACAUCUGUCUCGAGCGGGACUACAAUAGGAAAACAAGUAAGGGCAGCCCCUCGAUAAGGAUUAGCUUCGUUGUGUAAAUAGUAGUCCCGAAGCGUGUCCCAAGCUAAAUUGAGAGUUUUCAAAUAACAGUUGAAUGAACU
Varroa destructor (honeybee mite) is the source of this 2695-nucleotide messenger RNA. RefSeq names its product vesicle transport through interaction with t-SNAREs homolog 1B-like. NCBI's taxonomy places the organism in Eukaryota, Metazoa, Arthropoda, Arachnida, Mesostigmata, Varroidae. The record is from RefSeq and is a predicted model, not a curated record.